Molecule: messenger RNA, 1211 nt
Organism: Lotus japonicus
Lineage: Eukaryota; Viridiplantae; Streptophyta; Magnoliopsida; Fabales; Fabaceae
Product: F-actin-capping protein subunit alpha
Exons: 10
Coding region: 76-996 (306 amino acids)
Biological process (GO): barbed-end actin filament capping; actin cytoskeleton organization
Cellular component (GO): actin cortical patch; F-actin capping protein complex
Molecular function (GO): actin filament binding
Source: RefSeq, a predicted model, not a curated record
CAUUCAUUCGUUCAUUGUUUUGUUAAUAACUGCAGUUGCAUUUUCCAUUUCUCCUUUGAAGAAAGAGAUAUAAAAAUGGCGGAAGAAGAAGAAGAAGAAUCAGAGCUGAGCGACAAGCAGAAAGUUGAAAUCGCCAAAUGGUUCCUCCUCAACUCUCCCCCUGGUGAAAUCCAAUACGUUGCCAAAGAUGUCAAAUCCAUUCUCAACAACGACGAUUUGUUCAACGAGGCAGCUACCGAGGCAUUCCCCGUCUACAACCUAACCCACUUGAUUUCCCUUCAACUCCCCAACCGAACCGGAGACGUACUGGUUACUUCAUUUGGUGAGCUUGAGGGGAAUGCAUUUCUUGAUCCCAGGACUGCCCAAGUAGCAGUAGUUGACCAUGUUAAACAAGUUUGUACGGAUGUGAGACCUGCAGCAGAUGAAGAACUUCCAUCUCCAUACAUUGAAGAAUUUCGAUGCAGUCUGGACGCAGAAAUACUUAAAUAUGUUGAAGAAGCUUAUCCAAAAGGGGUCUGCUCUGUCUACUGUGGAAAUGGGAAAGAUGUUGAGGGCCCAGGUUGUGAUUUUGAGCUUGCUGUGGUGAUUUCUGCUGCUAGGCAUAGCCCACAAAAUUUCUGCAAUGGGAGUUGGUGUUCAACAUGGAAUAUUGAGUUCAAAGGUGAUAAUCAAACAGUGGAAUUAAAGGGUAAAAUGCAGGUGGGUGCCCAUUAUUUUGAGGAAGGAAAUGUGCAGUUAGAUGCAAAACAUGAAUGCAAAGAUGCAACUCUUUUUCAGGCCCCUGAGGAUUGUGCGGUUGGCAUAUCAAGCAUUAUUCGUCAUCAUGAAACAGAGUACCUUGCUUCUAUAGAGGCUUCAUAUCUUAGCCUCCCUGAUUCUACUUUCAAGGAUCUUCGGAGGAAGCUUCCAGUCACCCGCACCUUAUUUCCAUGGCAUAAUACUUUGCAAUUCAGCUUGACAAGGGACAUCUCAAAGGAACUUGGCAUCGGAAAGUAAAUACAUGCACACAUACACAACACAACAAAGAAAAGAUGUGUUUACUUGAACUUGGUGGUGACAAGUUCACAAUAUGUAAUUUGAUCAAGUCAAUCAUUCUUAGGGGUUGGCUUUGACUUUCUUCCUUUGUCCGAGUCUCCUCCGCAUGUGUACUGUACUGUAAUUCUUUUUCAACAUUGUUGUAUAGCAGUAAAGAGUUACGCUUGUUCUAGCCA